Messenger RNA from Cyphomyrmex costatus, 2034 nucleotides. RefSeq names its product thyrotropin-releasing hormone-degrading ectoenzyme-like. Gene Ontology annotation, molecular function: metalloaminopeptidase activity; peptide binding; zinc ion binding. Bases 1 to 2034 code for a protein of 677 amino acids. Gene Ontology annotation, biological process: peptide catabolic process; proteolysis. Lineage: Eukaryota; Metazoa; Arthropoda; Insecta; Hymenoptera; Formicidae. The record is from RefSeq and is a predicted model, not a curated record. The transcript is spliced from 7 exons. Gene Ontology annotation, cellular component: cytoplasm; membrane.
AUGCUUACGAUUAAACUCGAGCGCUCACUAGACCCUGCGAAAUAUACAUUAGAAGUAUCCUUCAAAGGACGUAUCGCAAAUGAUGUAUUCGGCUUUUACGCAAGUCUAUAUGAAGUUGAUGGAAGACUGAGACGAAUUGGUGUAACACAAUUUUCGCCCACAUACGCACGUCGUGCAUUCCCUUGUAUGGACGAGCCUUAUUUAAAAGCGGAAUUUCAAUUGCAUAUUGGCCACCAUAAGGAUCAAAAGGCGACGAGUAAUACUCCAGUGGAAUCUAUACGAAUAGAAAAUGAUACGUACUGCGUGACGACAUUUCACCGUACACCACGAAUGUCCACGUAUUUGGUAGGAUGGACAGUACACAAGUUUGUCCCAGAACGAUCAAGAAUUUCGGAGGACUUCAAGAUGUGGACAAGAGACUCCAUGAAGUUUCGUGGAUCAAUAGCCUUGAAUCGCGGUUGGACGGUCUACUCGGCGUUACAGACAUGGUUAUUAGUAAAAAGUCCGCUCGUGAAGGUCGAUCAAUUUGCGAUACCGGAUUUCAAUUUCAAUGCAAUGGAGAAUUGGGGCCUCAUCACUUACAGAGAAUCUGUAGUGUUGCAUGAGGAUGGAACUCCGACAAAAAAAGUCGUGAAUGGACUGUCAGUGAUGACUCACGAGUAUGCUCACAGUUGGUUUGGCAAUCUGGUAACACCCGCAUUCUGGGACGUCGUCUGGUUGAAGGAGGGCUUUGCCACGUAUUUUCAAUAUUUUGGCGUUUCCUUAGCAGAAUCGGAUUUGAGAAUGAUGAAUGUAUUCGCAGUAGAUUGCUUGCAGCCGACACUACUCGCAGAUUCCGACAAUCAUACACGCACAUUAAAUGGUCAAGAGGUCGGGGAUCGUAACAGCAUUAUGGCUACGUUAGACUUUGUCUCCUAUGGGAAAGGUGCCUCCGUAAUUCGUAUGAUCAGUCAUAUCAUCGGAAGCACAGCAUUUCAAUUAGGAUUACAAAAUUAUUUGCGCGAGUUGUCAUAUGAAGCAGCCACUCCAUUCGACUUGUAUCGACACUUGCAAACUGCAUCAAAUAUAACAAGGCAUUUGUACAAAAGCAUAUCUAUAAAAGACGUCGUAGAAUCUUGGGCAAAUCAGCCAGGAUAUCCUUUAGUGAUCAUUACGCGAAACAACAAGACGAAAAAUCUGUUUGCCUCGCAAGAACGAUUUUAUCUAAAUCAUGAGGCACAAACAAAUUUCGAAAAAUCGAGUUGGUGGAUACCAUUAACCUUCAUUACCGAAGACUCGAAUUCCACAUUUGAUCGAACUACUACGACUACUUGGUUGAAGCCACAAGCCAAAAACACGCUAAUCGGCUCUGUAAAAUCGAACUCGUGGGUGAUUUUUAAUAUUCAGCAAGUUGGAUAUUAUAGAGUUAAUUAUGACAAAAAUAACUGGCAAACACUUAUCCGUUACUUGAAGUUAAAGAAUUUAAAAAAAAUACAUGUGAUAAAUAGGGCUGCACUUUUAGAUGAUGCUUUUAAUUUAGCUAGAGCCGGUUAUGUGGAUUAUUCCAUUCCAUUUGAUCUCGCGACAUAUCUUAUUCGUGAAACCGAAUACGAACCGUGGGUUGCUGCGGUAAAUAACUUCAAUUUUCUCAAUCAUAUUUUAGCUUGCUCACCGCGAGUACAACGUCUGUUUCAGAACUAUGCAAAUAACUUACUUAAACCGAUGUAUAAUCUAUUAAGUUUUAUGGAAAGUUCCAUGGACAGUUCAAUAAAGAAAAUGCAUCGCGAAUUGAUUCUGUCUACUGCGUGCUCAAUUAAUAAUAUUCACUGUUUAAAGACAUCAAAAAUUUUAUUUAAAACGUGGAUUUUGUCUGAGGAAAGCUUAAUAUCAGCAAAUCUUAAGAGCUUUGUGUAUUGCGUGGGUGUUCGAGCAGGUGAUGAUAAUGUUUGGCAAACAGUUUGGAACAGAUUUCUGCGCACUGACUUACAUGCAGAACAGGAACUCCUGCUGAGUGCACUCGGAUGUACUAAAAUUCCUCACUUAAUCGACAGGUGA